AUUGGUUAUCUUAAUCACCAAGCCUCCAUGCAAGCAAAAAGCUUUUACAUUCAAUACCUCAAGAUAACUCGCUGUAAAUUUCUUAUAACUUUUUCUAUUAAAACUGCUGCAAUUCCUUCCUGCUUCCUCAACCCUAUUGUUGAUGUCAUCAGUGGACCAAAAAGAUUCCUGAAUGUUCCACAGACUGCACCAGUUGACCUUGAUGUGAAAACAUGUAAAUGGACAUUCAAAAUUAAACCAAUGCAUAUUUUACAGAUUGAUAUUAUAACAACAAUCACAAGUGCAAAGCCAACGUAUUCCUCUUUCUCAUACUAUGAUGGAAAAUCAUGGCAACUAUUAACGAAUAGUAAAAUGAACACAUCCCAGACCACAUUUCCAUUAGAGUAUAUCAUAAACCCAAAAUACAAAACUUCAAAAGAUUUUGGAAAUAUGAUAAUUAGCUAUAAUUCUGUUAUUACAAUCAUCUGAAAAGGUACUGUCAAAGCACAAUAUUGGAGCAAUUUUGCUAUUCAACUUCAAAAAAGGAUGUAAAGCAGCUGAAACUGCUUGUGAUAUCAACAAAACGUUUGGUGAGGAAAUGACCAGUGAGUGAUCAGCUCAAAAAUGGUUUAAACAAUUUCACAGUGGUGACCUGAGCCUUGAAGAUCGUGAGCGUAGUGGACACCCAUCUGUCAUCGAUGACAGUCAGUUAAAGACCGUAAUUGAGAAAGAUCCAUGUAAAACCACUUGAGAACUGGCAAAAGAACUUCAAGUUAGCCAGAAAACUGUCUGCAACCAUUUGCAUGCGAUCAGAAAAUCAAAAAAGCUUGACAAAUAGGUAGCACAUGAUUUGAAUGAAAAUCAGAAAGAUAUGAAAUUUGCUCAUUGCUUCUUUUCUGUAAGCAGACCAAUCCAUUUCUCAAACAUAUUGUAACUUGCAAUGAAAAGUGGAUUCUGUACAAUAAUAAAAAACAUUCUUCACAGUGGUUAGACCAAAAUGAAGCACUGAAAACCUUCCCUAAACCCAAACACUUCAAAAAGGUUAUGGUGACUGUUUGGUGGUGUACUGCUAGACUCAUCCACUAUAACUUCUCAAAACCCAAUAAAACCAUUACUGCAGAAACAUUGCAAUGAAAUUGCCAAAAUGAGUGAAAAACUCCUACUCCUCCAUCUCAGAUUGGUUAAUAGACAAUGCUCAACCACACAUUCCACUACUGACACUCCAGAAGUUGAAGGAACUUGGCUACGAAGUUCUUCUCCAUCCAGCUUAUUCCCAAGACCUUUCUCCUACUGAUUACCACUUUUUCAAGUAUCUUGAUGGUUUCCUGCAAGAGAAGAAGUUCAAAAAUCAAACCAAUGCUGAAAGUGUGUUCAAAGAGUUCAUCAGCUCCAAAACUCCAGAUUUUUAUGUUACCGGAAUAAUCUAACUUGUAACUUGUUGGCAAAAAUGUGUUGAUUUUAAUGGUACUUAUUUUGAUGAAUAAAAUUUCCACUUUGUUGAAA
This is a messenger RNA of Octopus bimaculoides (California two-spot octopus), 1482 nucleotides long. RefSeq lists its product as uncharacterized. Lineage: Eukaryota; Metazoa; Mollusca; Cephalopoda; Octopoda; Octopodidae. Gene Ontology annotation, molecular function: ubiquitin-protein transferase activity; metal ion binding. Gene Ontology annotation, cellular component: cytoplasm. Gene Ontology annotation, biological process: protein ubiquitination. The record is from RefSeq and is a predicted model, not a curated record.